GCACUGAAUUAAUUAAACGACGACGAAAAAAAACGGAUCGUAAACUGCUGCUGCAAGAUGCAUCUCCAUCGAGUCGCAUUGAUUUUAGUGAUAGCGGCGAUCACGUGCGAAGUGUCAUGGGCCGACAUGCAAUAUAAUACGGCCGUGAUGGAUAUUCAUAUGAAGAACUGCAAUAGAGCCAAGAGAAACUCAGAAAACGUGGAUAUCCAGACGCUCGACGAAGAAACAAAGCAGAUAACGAAGAGGGACAAUGUAAUCGAUCCGACGAUGAUGGACACGACCAGCAUUGAUUCGUCGACAAUGACGGAUUCAGAGUCUCACGGUCAGCCGCAAAAGAGACAUCUGUUCAGAUCAAGAUACUACAAUCCAUAUUUGUAUCAGUACGGAUACGGGAACGGAUAUCCGUACGGGAACGGAUACUCGUACGGGAACGGAUACCCGUACGGAUCGCAAUACGGAUACGGAUCGCAGUACGGGUACGGAUAUCCGUUUAGACAUCGUUACAGAAGAUUUGGUCCGCGAGCUUACAAUCCUCUGGUAAGCUACUCGUCUCUGGAUUCUCUUUUAUAUGGAAGAGUUAACCCAUAUUCGCGUUACGGAUAUUAUUAAACCUGUACAAUUUUUCAUGUGUAAAAAAUUAGCUCUGCCGUGAGCUAAUUAUAUUCUUUUUUUUUUUGUAAAGAUAUAACAAAGAGCAGAGAGAGCAAUAAAACGAAUUAAUAAUCACACAAUAAAAAUGUUCUAAUCUA
Pseudomyrmex gracilis is the source of this 749-nucleotide messenger RNA. RefSeq lists its product as uncharacterized. Bases 58 to 609 code for a protein of 183 amino acids. Lineage: Eukaryota; Metazoa; Arthropoda; Insecta; Hymenoptera; Formicidae. The record is from RefSeq and is a predicted model, not a curated record. The transcript has 2 exons.